Cottoperca gobio is the source of this 2907-nucleotide messenger RNA. Its product is annotated as E3 ubiquitin-protein ligase TRIM21-like. NCBI's taxonomy places the organism in Eukaryota, Metazoa, Chordata, Actinopteri, Perciformes, Bovichtidae. Gene Ontology annotation, molecular function: protein binding; zinc ion binding. The record is from RefSeq and is a predicted model, not a curated record.
AUUGAAAGUGAAAGUAAGGAGGAACAGAGCCGCAUGUUUUUACUUUCCUCUACAGGCCUGAACAAUUUGUAAAAAACCUACACAAACCAGACAUGGCUUCUGCUGCUAGUGCUGAGGAUAAUUUCCAAUGUUCCAUAUGUCUGGAUGUGUUCACUAAACCUGUGUCAAUUCCUUGUGGGCACAACUUCUGUUUUGACUGCAUCAACAAACACUGGGACACUCAAGAUACUGUAUUCCUAUGUCCACUGUGUCAAGAGAAAUUCUUCAACAGGCCGAUGCUUCGGAUUAACACUUUCAUUGCUGAGAUGGCAGCAAAUUUCCGGGAAUCUGAUCAAGAAAGACCUCGUGCUACUCCUAAAAAAGCAGGAAAUGGAAACGUGCUUUGUGAUAUGUGCACAGGGGCAAAGCUCACAGCCUUCAAGUCCUGCUUAGUGUGCUCAUUGUCUUUGUGUGAAACACAUCUGGAGCCUCAUCAGAGAAUUUCAGCCAUGAAAAAACACAAGCUGAUCAAUCCCGUUGAGAACCUGGAGAGUAGAAUAUGCAAGACGCAUGACGAUCCUUUAGAGCUGUUUUGCAGGGUGGAUCAAAUGUUUGUGUGCAAGUCCUGUAAAGACAGUGACCAUAAAUCCCACGAGGUAGUGAGUCUGGAAAAGGAGGUUCAAGAGAGGAUGAUAAAGUUGGGAAAAGAAAAGGAAAUCACAGAUCAGAUGCUCCAGGCACGUCGGCAGAAAAUUUGCGAGAUCGAACACUCAGUGGAGGAUAGCGUAAAAAAUGCUGUGAAGGCCCAGUCAUACGGCGUGCAUGUGAUGAAUGAUGUGGUGGAGUACAUUAGGAGAAGCCAAGCGCAACUCACGGAGGUAAUUGAGGCGAAGCAGGAAAAAAUUGAAACAGAAAGUAAAGGCUUCAUUAAAGAACUGGAGGAAGAAAUUGUGAAAAUAAAGCAAAGAAAGUUGCAGCUUAAUCAGGUCUCAUUCACCGACGACGCCUUGAUGUUCCUUGAGAAUUUGCUGUCUCUUACCAUCACUCAGCCCCAGGUUAAGGACUGGUCUGAUGUGACAUUUAACAGCGACGAGUUUACUGUGCAGGGAGCCAUGGCCAUGCUGAAGACAACGGUGGAGAAAGAAAUAAGGAUGCUGUGCGAUCCCGACUUGAGAGAAAUGCAGCGGCACGCCGUAGAUGUGACUCUGGAUCCUGACACGGCAAACUCUCUUCUCAAUGUCUCUUCAGAUGGGAAACAAGUCAUGCAUGGAGACAGAAAGAGGAGUCUCCCAAACAAACCAGAGAGGUUUGAACAUGUCCUUAAUGUCCUUGCAAAGGAGUGUUUCUCCUCAGGAAAAUUCUACUAUGAGGUCCAGGUUAAAGACAAAACAAGCUGGGAUUUAGGAGUUGCCACCCAGUCCAUCCACAGAAAGGGCGAUAUAAGAUUGAGCCCCAAGAAUGGGUACUGGACUAUUUGGCUGAGAAAGGGAAAAGAGUUAAUAGCCAAUGCCGGCCCUGCCAUUCCCCUUCAUGUGAGGGAGGUGCCUCAAAAGGUUGGGGUGUUUGUUGAUUACGAGCUGGGUCAAGUUUCCUUCUACGACGUGGACGCCAGGGCGUGCAUCUUCUCCUUCACCGGAUGUAGCUUCACCGAGAAGCUCUUUCCGUUCUUCAGCCCCUGUUUUAAUGACGGCUGCAAAAAUUCAGCGCCCUUGAUCAUCACUCCUGUCAAACACAACAGCUGAGUUUUGUUAUCUGGAUUUUGUGAAAGAAAAAGGAGACAGGGCGAGGGAUUCGCAGCGAGAUCUUAGAAGAGCGUAGAAAUGUUUUUAUGUGUGAAACUCAUGGUGUGGCAUUUUGUUUUUCCCAUCCAUCAGUGUCAGUGCAGUCUGUCGCUGCGUGUCGCCUGUCACACUGACAGCUGUAGAUCUCCAACUAGUCCACACGCAGGGAUAUCGGGACAUUCACGAAAAAGGUGGCUGACAGUAUUUACAAAUAUGUAAUGUUAAGUCUUGUGCUGCUUGGAGUGCAACAUAUCAAGACUGUUUACUUAUGAUAUGAUGGAUGGGAUUGAUACCUGUUACUGUGUUCACAAAAUACUCUGACCUACAUGGUGAAGGGGUCACCAUGUACACAGCCACCAAUGGGAGAAAAAAAUCAGCACAGAAAUGUUCAAAUACGUUAAAGGAAUCGUAGAGUUAGAGUUUUCAGUUGAUGCAAUUAUUUUCACCACUUAAUGUUAGUGAAAAGUGUAGUUAUUGAAUGUCAUUGAGUGGCACAAAAUGCUUUGUCCUCUAAUUAAAAUCACCAAGUUGCAACACAGCACAUCUGUCUGAUAGGGAGAAACCAAAGCCAAUAAAGUCUGUUUGUUUGUCACUGGGGUAACAUUUAAUUAUGGUUCUUUCUUUUUCAAUUCUUUUAAGAGUUGUGUAUGUGUUUGGAUUUGAUUUUUACAGCAUGACUGCGUUAAUUUUUGAACAUUAACCAUAUGUUUAUCAAUGUAACCAUUGCAUCAAAGGUACCCUGUAAAACUAAAUCAUGUUUGUGCCUGGACCUUAACCAGACAAAUGAUAUCUUACUGAAGAUGUGCUGCUGUUCUCUCUUAUACAGUACAUCACUUUAAAUUGAAUUGAUUUGUCUUUUGGACUGAUAGAUAGGUACUUUAUGGAUCCUGAGGGAAUCACUGAUGGUGGGACAAAAGUAUUUUUUUUAAAACACUUUAAAGUCAGAGAAAUUGUGUUGUGUCAUGUGACAUUUCAUUUAGAUGUAAAAAUAUUAAACACAUUAUUUGAUCAUGAAAAUGCAGCCCUGGUCUAUAAUACUGGACUGUACGUGUGUUGGAUGUACUGGAAAGUAUUUGAUGUUUACUAUGGGAUGUUUGACUGGAAUACAAUGAAUGGGGAAACAAUAAUAAAGGUAAUUAAGGAAGAU